Tupaia belangeri chinensis (Chinese tree shrew) is the source of this 5758-nucleotide messenger RNA. RefSeq names its product nucleoporin 153 (gene NUP153). Gene Ontology annotation, biological process: RNA export from nucleus; protein import into nucleus. NCBI's taxonomy places the organism in Eukaryota, Metazoa, Chordata, Mammalia, Scandentia, Tupaiidae. Gene Ontology annotation, molecular function: structural constituent of nuclear pore. The transcript has 25 exons. The record is from RefSeq and is a predicted model, not a curated record. Gene Ontology annotation, cellular component: nuclear pore. Bases 231 to 4709 code for a protein of 1492 amino acids.
AUAAUAACAAGCAGGCCUUUUUGCUGAGUUAAGUCAAUAAACGCAGCUGGCUGGCUGUCACAAAUAUCAACCACCAGCCCAGGGGAAGAAAUCUGCACAACAUAAAAGCCGCUGGGGGAGAUAAGGAAUUGCAGAACUUUCUGUGAAUAGGCACUCACUCAUCCUUCCAAUGAGCUGUGGAUAGAAGCCGUGAGGAAAACGUGAAGUGACAAUACGAGGGUCCCCUGCCCAUGUAUUAUGGAUUAGUCGUUCAUUAUUCACGAGGCCACGUCUGCACUGGGGUCAAUGAGGAGCCAAUCUGGACCCUGAAGACGGGCCUAUGGAGGGGAAAUACAACUAAGAUGAGGAAACUGAAGCUUAGAAAGAGGAUCAGUAACUUCCCCAGGGCUAUACAGCUAGGUAUUCUUAGCAGGGUUACAGAAUCUGUUAAGAAUAUUGUGCCAGGGUGGCUCCAGAGAUACUUCAACAAGAGCGAAGAUGUAUGCAGCUGCUCAGCAGACACAGGCCAGGUACCACCCUGGCCAGAAAGUCAAGAAGAUGACCAGCUGAUGUUUGCUGAUGAGGAGAGCACCAGUAUCAAUGACGGGAGAAUCACUCCUGAGCCAGCAGCCAGUAAUGCGGAAGAACCUUCAACAACUAGUACUGCUUCGCAUUACCCAGACGUGUUGACACGGCCGUCUCUUCAUCGGAGCCACCUGAACUUCUCCGUGUUAGAAUCCCCUGCGUUGCACUGUCAGCCGUCCACAUCCUCAGCUUUCCCAGUCGGCAGUUCUGGGUUUUCCCUCGUAAAGGAAAUUAAAGAUUCUACCUCUCAGCAUGAUGAUGAUAACAUCUCAACUACCAGUGGUUUUUCUUCAAGAGCUUCUGAUAAAGAUAUAGCUGUUUCAAAGAAUACUUCGUUGCCACCUCUGUGGUCCCCGGAGGCUGAGCGUCCUCACUCACUCUCACAGCACACUGCCACCAGCUCAAAAAAACCAGCCUUCAACUUGUCUGCUUUUGGAACACUUUCCCCUUCACUUGGGAAUUCCUCAAUCCUCAAAACAAGUCAGCUUGGAGAUUCUCCUUUUUAUCCUGGAAAAACAACAUAUGGUGGGGCAGCAGCUGCUGUGAGACAGUCUAAACUACGGAACACGCCGUAUCAGGCCCCAGUCAGAAGACAGAUGAAAGCGAAGCAGCUCAAUGCCCAGUCUUAUGGUGUGACCAGUUCAACAGCUCGGCGGAUAUUGCAGUCUUUAGAGAAAAUGUCAAGCCCUCUAGCGGAUGCUAAAAGAAUUCCAUCUGUUUCCUCCCCUCUGAAUUCUCCUCUUGAUAGGAGUGGGAUAGAUCUGUCAGAUUUCCACACGAAAAGAGAAAAGGUGGACUCUCGGUAUCCCCCUGUUCAAACACUCAUGACCCCAAAGCCAAUUUCUAUAGCAGCCAGUCGAACUGUUUAUUUCAAACCAUCUCUGACCCCAUCUGGUGAAGUAAGGAGGACUAAUCAAAGAAUUGAUAAAAAGCACAGUACUGGCUAUGAAAAAACCAUGGCUCCAGGACAAAGUAGAGAACGAGAAAGUGGUUUUUCAUACCCAAAUUUCAGUAUGCCCGCAGCCAAUGGUUUACCUUCCGGAGCCGGUGGUGGAGGUGGCAAGAUGAGACGGGAGCGAGCACACGUCGUCGCUUCUAAACCUCUGGAGGAGGAGGAAAUGGAAGUACCAGUAUUACCGAAAAUCUCUCUCCCGAUCAGCAGUUCUGCACUGCCUACCUUCAAUUUCAGUUCUCCUGCAGUCACAACUUCCUCUCCAUCACCAGUCGGUCCUCAGUCACUAACAAACAAGGUACAGAUGAAUUCUCCCAGCAGCACUGGCAGCCCCGUGUUCAGAUUUUCAUCUCCGAUUGUAAAGUCUACUGAGGCAGAGGUACUACCUCCGUCAUCUAUUGGAUUUACGUUUAGUGUGCCUGUGGCAAAAACAGUAGAUCUCUCUGGCUCCAGUAGUGCUUCAGAACCAAUCAUAAGUCAUUCAACAGCUCAAGAUACCAGUGCAGCGAAAAGUACGAGCUGUAAGAAGAAGGCAGACGAGGACUGCAUGGGCCCUUUCGGACCUGCGAAAACCCUGAAAGAAGGAAGUGUUCUGGAUAUUCUGAAGAGCCCUGGUUUCACAUCACCCAAGGUAGACUCUUUUGCUACCCCGCCUACCACGACGAGCUCGGUGGUUUAUACAAGACCAGCCAUAAGUAGCUUUUCUUCUAGUGGAAUUGGGUUUGGAGAAAGCUCGAAGGCAGGAUCAUCGUGGCAGUGUGACACGUGUCUCGUCCAGAACAGAGCUACAGACAGCAAGUGUGUAGCCUGUCAGGCGGCGAAAUCACCACCAGGAGAUGCUGCUACACAGACUGGAACUGGGACCCCAAGUAAGAGUGGCAGAGCAGCGCCUGCACCAGGGACAGGCUUCGGGGACAAGUUUAAGCCAGCAGCAGGAACGUGGGACUGUGAUACCUGUUUGGUGCAGAACAAGCCUGAAGUGACGAAGUGUGUCGCCUGUGAAACCCCGAAGCCUGGCACUGGCGUGAAGCGGGUCCUCACGUUGCCGGUGGCUUCAGAAAGUGCUGUGACUGUGCUUGCGUCAGCUCCCAGCGGCACUGUGACCACUGGCACCUUAGGGUUUGGAGAUAAGUUCAAAAGGCCCGUGGGAUCCUGGGAGUGUCCAGUGUGCUGUGUUUCUAAUAACGCAGAAGACAAUAAGUGUGUGGCCUGUAUGUCUGAGAAAGCAGGAAGUGCAGUACCUACUUCAAGUAGCAGCGCUGCAGUGGUCUCUCCGACUCCUGGAGGCUGCCUAGGAUUGGACAAGUUCAAGAAGCCGGAGGGCAGCUGGGACUGCGAGGUGUGCCUGGUACAGAACAAAGCAGAUGCUACCAAGUGUGCGGCCUGUGCAGGUGCAAAGCCAGGCACAAAAUCUGAAUUCAAAGGCUUUGGCACAGCUUCCUCAUCUUCGAACCCAGCAGCCUCAUCCUUCAAGUUUGGUAUCCCAUCAUCCUCUUCUGGCCCUUCUCAGACUUUAACAAACACUGGAAAUUUUAAAUUUGGAGAUCAGGGAGGAUUCAAAAUAGCUGUGUCAUCUGAUUCUGGAUCUGUAAACCCUACAAAUGAAGGCUUUAAAUUUUCUAAACCUAUAGGAGAUUUUAAAUUUGGAGUUUCGUCUGAUUCUAAACCCGAAGAAGUUAAAAAAGACAGUAAAAAUGAUAAUAAUUUUAAGUUUGGACUUCCUUCUGGUUUGAGCAACCCAACUUCUUUAGCUCCGUUUCAGUUUGGGGUGUCUAAUCUUGGGCAGCAAGAAAAGAAAGAGGAACUGCCUAAAUCUUCACCCGUAGGCUUUAGCUUUGGUACAGGAGUUAUUAACCCUACCCCUGCUGCUGCUAACACCGUGGUGACCUCUGAGAACAAGAGCAGCUUUGGCUUUGGAACCACAGAAACCAAGAGUGUCUCAGUGGCUCCUUUCACAUGUAAGACAUCAGAAGCAAAGAAAGAAGAAACGCCUGCCACCAAAGGAGGGUUCUCUUUUGGCAGCGCGGAGCCUGCCUCUGUGCCGUCUGCCUCAAUGUUCAUUUUGGGAAGGACAGAAGAGAAGCAGCAAGAGCCCGUCACUUCUACUUCUGUAGUUUUUGGGAAGAAAACUGACAACGAAGAGCCAAAGUUUCAAUCAGUGUUUUCCUUUGGGAAUUCAGAGCAAACCAAAGAUGAGAGUUCUUCAAAGUCCACAUUUAGUUUCAGUAAGGCCAAGCCAGCGGAGAAGGAAUCUGAACAGCCAGCAAAGGCCACUUUUUCUUUUGGAGCUCAGACCAGUACUGCCGCUGAUCAAGGUGUGGCCAAGCCAGUUUUUAGUUUCUUGAAUAACAACAAUUCAUCGAGUUCGAGUACACCGGCCACCUCUGCUGGCGGCAGCAUUUUUGGGAGUUCCACCGCCACCUCCAGCACACCUGUGGCCGCCUUUGUGUUCGGGCAGGCCAGCAACCCAGUGAGCAGCUCUGCCUUCGGAAACUCGGCUGAGUCCAGUACAACUCAGACCUUGCUGUUUUCUCAAGACAAACCAGCAACCACGUCCAGCACAGGGACAGCUGUCGCCCCGUUCGUCUUUGGUACCGGAGCCAGCAGUAAUAAUUCUGCCGCCUCUGGCUUCAGCUUCGGAGCUGCCACCACAUCUAGCUCUGCAGGAUCCUCCUUUGUAUUUGGCACGGGACCUUCAGCACCGUCUGCCAGUCCAGCAUUUGGUGCCGCCCAGACCCCAGCAUUUGGACAAAGUCAAGGUCCCAGCCAGCCCAACCCCUUGGGGUUUGGAUCUAUAUCGUCCUCAACAGCAUUAUUCUCCGCUGGCUCCCAGCCCGCACCGCCUACUUUCGGGUCUGUGUCGAGCAGUAGCCAGCCUCCCGUGUUUGGACAGCAGCCUAGUCAGUCUGCCUUCGGCUCUGGGGCGGCUCCUAACACCGGUUCGGUUUUCCAGUUUGGCAGCAGCACUACAAAUUUCAACUUUACAAACAACAACCCAUCAGGAGUAUUCACUUUCGGUGCAAACCCUAGUACACCUGCUGCCUGUGUCCAGCCCUCGGGCUCAGGGGGCUUUCCAUUUAACCAGGCUCCACCAGCAUUUACCGUGGGGUCAAAUGGAAAAAAUAUGUUCUCUUCUUCUGGAACUUCAGUUUCUGGUCGCAAGAUAAAGACUGCUGUUAGACGCAAGAAAUAAAGGUCACAGUGGUGUUAUGCACAACAGUUUUACCAACAGCUGGUGCCCUGCUUUCAGAUACUGGAUUGUACUGCGCGCUGGGGUUAUCUGAAGUCAGAUCUGCCUAAGGACUUCUUUAAUUUUGGAACCUGCCCCUUUUUUUCUUUCUUUUCGGAAGCCCCACCUUCACCUCUCCUAUCCCCCUUUUUAAAAAAUAAUAGCUAGAACUGGUGACUGAUUCUUCAGCAAAAAUAUUUUAUGAUCCAGCAGAUUAUUCACCGAUUGGCAUAGUGUGGCUGUGCCCAGGAGUACAGCUCGCGUGGCGGGCGGCUUCGUGCGUAACUUCGCGUCUGCACCGUGUGUGCACGGACAGCGUGUGUGGAACGCCUCGGAACUGUAACUAUAUCUGGGGAAUUCUGUAUAGAUUAGAGGGUGUCGAAAUGAAUGACCUCCAUGCCAAGUUUGUGCUGGUGUAUGUAUGUGUGAAGUGAGUGGGUUGGGUGUACUGUGCACUAAAAUGUCCUGGUAGAGGAAGCCUGAUUAAAGAAUGGUCCGUGCUAAGGACUUGUUAGACCUAGUUCAUUCCCCAUUUAAUAAUUAUAUGCUCUUUCUAUAUUUUCAUUCUUCUAUCACCUGUCUUGCCUUUUUCAUUAUUUUAUUAUGAAACUUGUGUAAAUACAAUUUUGUUUCUGUACUUUUUGGCAUAACAUAAAUCUGUGAACUUGAAAUUUUAGUUUUGUGUUAGCAAUUUUUUUUGUUGUUGUUUAGUCUUGUCUCAGAUUUUAUUAUGUAAAUCCCAUUAUUCAAAGUUGCCUAAAUCCAUUUGGAAAUCUUUAAAAAAAAAUUGGGGAUUCUUAAAGUUGAAUUUAUUGGCUUUUCUGAUCCAGUUUUGUUUGGACCAAAAACCAGUAUUGUACAAAGUAUUAAGCAUAUAUUUUUAUAUUUACUGAAAUGGACUGUGGUGACUUUGGAUAAUAAGGAAAAGUUUAAUAUUAAAGCCAUGUUUAUUACAGUAUAAUUAACAUGUUAAACCAUGGGAUAAAUGCCAUCAAUAAAAAAUUACGAAAUAC